Eriocheir sinensis (Chinese mitten crab) is the source of this 957-nucleotide messenger RNA. Its product is annotated as anti-lipopolysaccharide factor-like. The record is from RefSeq and is a predicted model, not a curated record. Bases 369 to 773 code for a protein of 134 amino acids. Lineage: Eukaryota; Metazoa; Arthropoda; Malacostraca; Decapoda; Varunidae. The transcript has 3 exons.
UGUGUGUGUGUGUGUGUGUACAUAGGAGCAACAAAAUAUUUUUUAUUCUGACAUCCAAACAUUAUUCUAACAUUCAUGCGUAACUCACACCAUAUAUGAAUACGUCUAUUACACGCAGUUAUCAAGACAGUUCCAGAAAACGACACACGUCACAUGUUUACUUUUGUACUUAAAAUUUUAUUUCAAGAAAAAAUAUGACAUAGGAUGUAUAUGAGUUUCCUUUUAACAAAAUUCCUCUGUAAAAUGUUUGUGUGGUCUCUUUGUGCAGAAACAACGACGACGAGUACAACGAGGAAGGAAAAGAGCGACGACUUGCCCUCAGUAAGAAUCCUUUGUUGCUUUGUCUUUUGCGGCGCUGCCUGAGGACCAUGAGGGUCAGCGUGCUGACCGGCCUGUGUGUGGCGGCGGUGGUGCUCUGUCUGUACCUCCCCCAGCCGUGUGAGGCCCAGUGGGACAUGCCCCUGGUGGUAGCUGUCGUUUCAAAGCUCGCUAAGCUCACUCGCAUGUGGUACAGAGACUCUGUAAACUUUAUGGGCCACGUCUGCCACAUCAAAAGGAGCCCAACCGUCAGGAAGUUUAAGCUGUACUACAAAGGAAGGUUCUGGUGUCCCGGCUGGACACCUAUCACCGGCACAUCUUUGACAAAGGGCAGGACAUCAUCAGUGAGGGAGGCCACUCGGAGCUAUGUAUAUCAGGCCUUCACGAGGGGGUUCAUCCACGAGGAAGCCAUAAACUCUGGCUCAGAGGCUAAGGAUGCAGAAAGACGGAAUUAAGAUAAAAAGGGACAACAAAGACGAAAUGAUGUGCGAAGAGAGGCUAGGAGGAGAAAAUGAAGAAAUGGUAGUUGUACUAUUCUACUGCUAUGUUUAAGUAUGAUUCAUGUGGUAUUACUCUCCUUGGUGACAAAAAAUAUUAAAUAAUGAUGAAGACAAAUUUUUCAAUAAAUUGAUGAUCAUC